CAAUCAAACAUGAAAGAGCGUCGCCCGCGCGCAAACGGUUCCGCGGGCAGCCUGGUCACCAGUACCUGCCAGUACCGCGUUACCAUCAUCCAGAGCUGCUGCGGAAGGGCUGACCGUGAACUGAGCGCCCGAGCCGGGGGCGAGUCGAGCUGCUGGCUGGCGGCGAGCUGAAAUGCUAUUGCGCGCUCCUCGUUCUCUGGGUCGCCCGGCCAGUAGUGGUGCACACGGGUGCACACGUUCUUGCAGGACGUUUCUGCCAAAUGGUAAAGGAGCCGUAAGGUGGCUCGCGUGCCCGCUAUGUCCAAGUGUGCCAACACUGCGGGACUGUGUGGGUAAGCCUGGCCCAGGAUCAGUCCGGUUCGGGGGGCCGAGUCAGGUAUCAGACAGGCUCAGGUGCCAUCCAGUUGAACGUUGCACCGCAGCCCGCACGGCCGCGACGCCAACUCUGCGACAAACAUGCGGCACGCGCUGAUGGAGAUGCUGCUUGGUAGCGCGCGGCCUGCGGCCCUGCGCCGCGGUGGCGGCGGCGGCGGCGGUGGAGGUGGUGGUGGUGGUGGGGCUGGCCCCGCCAGCAGCAGGCGCAGCUGCAGCGGCGCAGGGCCCGGCGGCGACACAGGGCCUGGGCCCAGCAGUUGCGGCGUGCAUGUGCGUGGCGGAGGGGGCGAGCAAGGCCACAGCGCGGCGCGUCGCCCAAGAAGCGGCGCCGGCGCGCAGGUUGGGGCCCGCGAAAAGCGUCUGGUUAGCGGUCUUUGCUGGCGAGCAUAGCACAGCACAGUAUGUGGUAGGCCGCAGCAGUGAGGAGUGUUGUGGCUAGAGCGGAUUUCCUGCUGUUUGGUUGAUUGCUGGCUGUGCUUGUGCUUGACAGCGGGACGUGGCUGGACGCAUGGCGGGCCAUGCCUGUACGAACCGACUUCAACUCUGUCCGGGAGAUGAGGUAGACGCUUGCGGCCUCAGACUAGAGAUGUGGCGUGGGCGCAUCCCCCUUUUCCCUUGCGAGAGGAACCACACAUCUUGUCAACACGGUACAUGUGACACGUGGCAAUAGCUGGCGUGCUACUCAAAAUACAUAUUGCAGGUAGUAUUCGGUGGUAGGCUACGCGCCAUUGCUGGCACCUGACUUUCGUGGGCAACCGGUUGUGGGGCGCAAGUAGUGCCGUGCGUGCAGGUUGCGAUGAAGCUGCGGUUAGGCGAUUGGGCUCCUGCCGUACCCGUGUGCAUGGGGGCCCAGAUUCCGAGAGGUGGCCUUAAGUGCGGGUGACGCCAGAGGUGUCAGCCCGCGGAUCGUU
This is a messenger RNA of Chlamydomonas reinhardtii, 1286 nucleotides long. RefSeq lists its product as uncharacterized. The record is from RefSeq and is a predicted model, not a curated record. Lineage: Eukaryota; Viridiplantae; Chlorophyta; Chlorophyceae; Chlamydomonadales; Chlamydomonadaceae. The transcript has a single exon. Bases 457 to 765 code for a protein of 102 amino acids.